This is a messenger RNA of Owenia fusiformis, 1170 nucleotides long. The record is from the annotation of a GenBank genome assembly. NCBI's taxonomy places the organism in Eukaryota, Metazoa, Annelida, Polychaeta, Sabellida, Oweniidae.
UGAUCUCAAGAUACAUCAUAAAUUUUACAUAAAUUUCAAUGUAAAAUAACAAUCUCAGCCUACAUACACAUUAGAUAAAAUUAAUAAGGGCUCGAUGAUCCAGCAAUCAAUUGUAAACUAUAUUUAGACACUUUGCUGAUGCUUAUAAAGGUUUCCCAACAAAAUGAUAGCAUCCAGUCGAAUCAUUUUGAUGCUUGUUGUCACCUAUCUCAAUGCAAAGGCUCAUGCAGAGUCUAAUUUCAUCGCAGAGGUGACAAAGAUAAGAAGUCAAUGUGAAACUGGACUGCCCCCGGAAGAUCAGAAAGUCACACUCAAAAUAAAUUGUAUUGGAAAAGAAACAAAUGGUGUCCUGAGAUUAUCGAGAAAAAGGUUUUCAAAGACAGGCCAGAAAAUUUGUGGAGCUAUGACAACAAUUGCUUGUACAGAGUUAGAACCCCCACUAUCCCUUCCCAAACUACCUGAAAUAGAGAAAAUACAAGAUAGUACACUUUGUGUCGAUAUCAUCUUCUUGAUUGAUGUUUCCUGUUCCAUUGCGAAGAAAUACAAGAAAAAUGCUAUUGAGGAAAUCAACAGAUUUCUUUAUGAAAUUAAACUGAAGAAUGAAAAAAGGUCGCAAAACAAGAGCAGCAUGUCCAACAGACUGUCCAAUGUAGCUGUUGUGCCAUUCUCAGACACUGCCGAAGAUUCGGUGAUUCCAUUUAAAAGAUCUCGCAGUGCGAUUCAAAAAGGUCUUAAACACAUUUUGAAAAACAAUACUGAAUGCAAGACAUAUGGAGAAAAAGCAUACAAGAAGGCUGUAGAAUUAUUUGAUACAAUUCGAAAAAGAGGCCGGAGUAUUGUUGUCAUAUUUGGCGAUGGCCGUAACACAGGGGAAAAACAUCAGCAACUAUCUGAUCAAGCAAUGGACAAAUUGAAAAGGAAACAUUCAGCAGAAAUCAUAUGGGUAAAAGUUCCUACAAAGAUCCUGAAUUUAUCAAAACGAUCGACUGAAUUGGAAAUAUUAGAACUUAUGCAAGGGGAACUUCAUAUUGAACGUCAUACUAAUAAAAAACGUAUUCUUGAUAUUCUCGAUAAUAACUUGCAUUCUCAACUGACAGACUAUCUUCAAACAAAGUAUCAAUGUAGUUAAUAAACUAAAACAAACAAAGGAUGAAAAAUGAAACUACGUGU